AAUUAUUCCAUUUUCCAUUCAUAUUUCUCCAUUCCAACCAUCAUGCCUAACCAAUGUCCUGUUGAUCAUACCAAAAUAAAUAUUACAGAAAAACCUCCUUCUUCUUCUACACCAGAGGUAAUUACAGUAGAAUAUUCAACUUUGACUCCUGUUGACGAUGAUUCCAAAUGUCCUGUGGAUCCUUUAACCUACAAGUCAGCUACCAUUACCACUACUGUGGCCAACCCUACCUCUACAUCGGCUCAACACUCAAGCUCAACUGUGACUACUGCUCCUAGCGAUCUUAGUGACUAUACCAAGUUAACUUCUGUGGAUGACGAAUCAAAAUGUCCUGUGGAUCCUUCCGCAUAUAAACAUUUUUUACCUAAAAGUGAGGAUCAACCACAAUGCCCAGUAACCCCAAGUAGUUAUCAUCAUUUUGUACCUAAGCCUGAAGACAAGGUGGUCCCCGAAACAGUACAUACUGCGGCCCAAGCAAGUACAGCAAAAGAAGGAUGCGACUCGGAUGCCAUUGAUAGUAGUAAUUAUAUGCCUCAUAUCUCUCAACAACCAUUACCAGAUCAAAAGGGUCAUUUGGGAAAACAUCGUGAAAUCUCAUCUAUUCCAAGAGCUAAUUCGGAUGAAAAACUAUGGGUAUAUCCUUCGGAACAAAUGUUCUUCAAUGCCAUGCGUCGUAAAAAUUGGAAUCCGGAAGAAGCUGAUAUGCCUGUGGUUGUUCCUAUCCAUAAUGCUGUCAAUGAACAAGCCUGGCAAAAGAUUUUGGAGUGGGAACAAUUACAUGUUACAGAAUGCAAUCAACCCAAACUUUUGAAAUUUCAAGGCAGACCCAAGGACAUUACUCCUAAAGCACGAUUCCGUUCUUGGUUAGGAUAUAGCUUACCUUUUGAUCGACAUGAUUGGACGGUAGAUCGUUGUGGUGAAAAAGUGACAUAUGUGAUUGACUUUUACGCUGGUAAACAAGAUCCUCGAAAACCUCAAGGUGUUAGUUUCUACCUGGAUGUCCGACCUGCUGUUAGUCCUAGUGGGAUUUGGGAUCGAUUGCGGAUGGCGUUUAAGAAGGGUGAAUUUAUUUAGAUUAGACCUUUUUUUUACAUUGAAUGACAAUAAAACAUUUUAUUAUUUGGUUAUAUGAAUA
This is a messenger RNA of Halteromyces radiatus, 1135 nucleotides long. Its product is annotated as cytochrome c/c1 heme lyase-domain-containing protein. The coding region runs from base 43 to 1074 and encodes 343 amino acids. Gene Ontology annotation, cellular component: mitochondrion. Gene Ontology annotation, molecular function: holocytochrome-c synthase activity. Lineage: Eukaryota; Fungi; Mucoromycota; Mucoromycetes; Mucorales; Cunninghamellaceae. Gene Ontology annotation, biological process: cytochrome c-heme linkage. The record is from RefSeq and is a predicted model, not a curated record. The transcript has 3 exons.